This is a messenger RNA of Zalophus californianus (California sea lion), 1477 nucleotides long. It is a transcript of the gene GGCT, whose product is annotated as gamma-glutamylcyclotransferase. The record is from RefSeq and is a predicted model, not a curated record. The transcript is spliced from 5 exons. NCBI's taxonomy places the organism in Eukaryota, Metazoa, Chordata, Mammalia, Carnivora, Otariidae. Bases 285 to 791 code for a protein of 168 amino acids. Gene Ontology annotation, molecular function: gamma-glutamylcyclotransferase activity.
AGGACCUCCGGGGCCAGGAGGGGGAGAGUUUUCUGUACUUCGCCUACGGUAGCAAUCUGCUGACCGAGCGGAUCCACCUCCGAAACCCGUCGGCCGCGUUCUGCUGCGUGGCCCGCCUGCAGUUGCAGGUGGGUGUCCUGAUUGGCUAACCCAUGGCCACGUGCCCAUGCCCUGACUGCAAGCAAAGCUGCGAGAACCAACUGCUGGCAUUUGAAGCCUCAAAAAUGGGAGUUGGGCUCUAACACUUUCUAUUACCCAGAUUCCUAAGGUAGGGAACUGCCCAAAUGUGGAAAAGAACUUCAGAUGCUUAUAGUUGGGACAAGUGGAAGAGCUAUCAAACAAGUGAUUAUUCAGUUACAGAUAUGGAUUAUAAGCUUGACUUUGGCAAUUCCCAAGGCAAAACAAGUGAAACUUGGCAUGGAGGUAUAGCCACUAUUUUUCAAAGUCCUGGCGAUGAAGUAUGGGGAGUAGUAUGGAAAAUGAACAAAAGCAAUUUGAGUUCUCUGGAUAAGCAAGAAGGGGUUAAAAGUGGAACAUAUGUCCCAAUAGAAGUUAAUGUUUAUACUCAAGAAGGAAAAGAAAUAACCUGUCGAAGUUAUCAGAUGAAAAAUUAUGAGAGUGCUCCCCCAUCCCCCCAGUAUAAAAAGGUCAUUUGCCUAGGUGCAAAAGAAAAUGGUUUGCCACUGGAGUAUCAAAAGAAGUUAAAUGCAAUAGAACCAAAUGACUACCAAGGAGAAGUCUCAGAAGAAAUUGAAGACAUUAUCAAAAAGGGAGAAACAAAAGUUCAAUAGAACAUAAUAGAUAUUUUAGAUAGAAAUCUAAAUUAUAAUAGAAAAUACAGAUAUUUCUGUAUGUGCUAAUAUAUUUUUAACAUUUAGAAAAGAGAUCUGAGGUAUCUCUAUGUUUAAUAUAUUUUCAACAGUGCUCUAAAGGGAUAUCUUACUUAGGUAAUUCCUUGUUUUCAGACGCAAAAAAGAAACUUGGUUAGAAAUUAGAUAAUUGAGGGGCGCCUGGGUGGCUCAGAUGGUUAAGCGUCUACCUUUGGCUCAGGUCAUGAUCCCGGGGUCCUGGGAUGGAGCCCCACAUCAGGCUCUCAGCUCAGCGGGCAUCCUGCUUCUCCCUCUGCCUGCCGCUCCACCUGCUUGUGCUCUCUUUCUCUCUGUGUCAAAUAAAUAAAUAAAAUCUUUAAAAAAAAAUUAGAUCAUUGAAAAGGAGGCCAUGAUGCACUGGAAUGCAUGACAAAUGGAUGUGGGUACUCCUUCCAUGAACACUUAAAGUUAUUUUCUGGAGUUGAGUGUAUUCUUGCUCUGUGACAGAGGAGAUAUUUGCAACUUAACGAUCGUGCCGGUGAAUCGCUCUGCUCUGGGAUUUUUUUAAAUCAGCUUAAUAAGAGCAAGCAAACUACAGAGACAGUUGAUAAUUUUUUUUUAAUUUAAAAAUGGCAUACUGUUCUUACAGAAAUAAAUGUAUUUGUGGU